Molecule: messenger RNA, 1320 nt
Organism: Parastagonospora nodorum SN15
Lineage: Eukaryota; Fungi; Ascomycota; Dothideomycetes; Pleosporales; Phaeosphaeriaceae
Exons: 2
Coding region: 1-1320 (439 amino acids)
Source: RefSeq, a predicted model, not a curated record
AUGGCGUUGGGCAUUUCAUAUCUUUGGAUCGACUCACUGUGCAUUUUCCAGGACGACCUCAAGGAUUGGGAGUCGGAAGCAAAACUGAUGCGAGAUGUGUACCGCAAUGCUACCUUUUGUAUUGCCGCUACUGCAGCCAAGAACAGCACUCGCGGAUUGUUUCGCAAUCGAAACUGUCGUUCGCUCAAUCCUGUCGAAGUUGGAGUAACACGCCAUAUAGAUGCACGGAAUGGCCAGACUUUCGCACCUGGUAGAUACUGGUUCAUGGCUCACCCAGUCACGCCGGAUAUUGCCAUUGAUAGUGCCCCGUUGAACCAACGGGCCUGGGUGGCUCAGGAACGUUAUCUAUCGCGCAGGACAAUCCAUUUCACGCACAAUCUCCUAUUCUGGGAGUGUUGUGAAAAGUUCGCAAGCGAGACACACCCCGAUAAGCACUUUUCAUGUAACUGCGAAUCCAAAUCUGGCAACCCCAGGCCACUCAGGCGGCUUGUCAUUGACACCAUGUUUCAUCAGAGAGACCAGACUGAGGAUACCUGUCACAGCGGAAAAGAUAGGUUGACUGAUCUCCGGACAGUUGAUGACAUCUACAUCUCCUGGAAUCGGUAUCGAGCCUUCUACACACGAUGUCAACUAACGAAGCCGAGCGACACUCUGAUCGCCUUGCAAGGUAUCUCAUCCGAGGUCGGAGAAUUACUCAGUGAUGAGCUUGUAUUCGGUCUCUGGAUUGGACGCUUGAUAGGCCAAUUGCUCUGGUAUUGCGAAACCCCAAACCAUGGCCGUAAAUACAUUUCUCCAUCCCGGCGCACACCCAGCUGGAGUUGGGCAAACUGGACGUGUGCCAUCUCGUCGGGGCGCGAAUUAGACUCAUACACAUCUGAUCACAUCCAUGACAGUGUGCAAAUUACCAAGCUACCGAAGGGGACGAAGUCAUCAGAAAACAUGCUACACUCCAUCACAAUGCGAUGUCGGCUCAUGCCAUUCAAAAGCAGAUUCUCGAUGGAACAUGACUCUUUCAAAGUACCCCUUACUUUUGGCAAGAUCGUCUCCUGGAGCCAGCGGCGACCACAUAUCCGUCUUGACGACACAUCUCAAACACACUUCGAGCAGAACAUAGAGUGUCAGCUCCUCAUCCUGAGACAUGGAGAGUUCACCGAAGGCCGCCUGUUCGAAGGCCUUCUCGUUGUUUUGUGCGACGAAAGAACCAGGUCGUAUGAACGCAUUGGAUUUUGCUACAUUCAGGACAGGCCUCCCACAAGAUUAGCUUCCGACGUACUUGAUCACCACAACACAUUGGAGGACCAAGAGAUACAGCUCAUAUAA